AUGAAGUUCACCAUCCUUGCUACUACCCUGGCCGCUGCCACCACCGCCAUCGCCGCUCCUUCCACUGCCAAGCGCGAUCUCUACCCUAUCUCCGUGACCGACCUGACCGCAAGCUACUACGAUCAAUCCAAGCCCGAAACUACCCUGGUCAACUUCAAAAUGAGCGACCCCAACACCAACAUCGACACUUCCUGCAAUGCUCACUGGUCCGUCGGCCAAGCAGCAACCAUCAAAUUCAACUGCUCCGACCCAAGCUACCAGCUGAGCUUCCCGAACGGCAUUUACAAUGUCGAAGACUUUUUGAUUGAGAUCUCACGUCCUGAUGGCUCCGAGUCUGGCAAGGCUCGUGCCUAUGGUACUUCGUGGAAGUGUGAGAAGCAUGACGGAUAUCCCUCUGAGACUUGUGCUUGGGAUGGUGUGUUCCAUGUUGGUAUUGGCCAGUGA
This is a messenger RNA of Penicillium cataractarum, 444 nucleotides long. RefSeq lists its product as uncharacterized. The transcript is spliced from 2 exons. The record is from RefSeq and is a predicted model, not a curated record. Bases 1 to 444 code for a protein of 147 amino acids. Lineage: Eukaryota; Fungi; Ascomycota; Eurotiomycetes; Eurotiales; Aspergillaceae.